Triticum urartu is the source of this 673-nucleotide messenger RNA. Lineage: Eukaryota; Viridiplantae; Streptophyta; Magnoliopsida; Poales; Poaceae. The record is from RefSeq and is a predicted model, not a curated record.
CCCCCCUCCCGGGGUGGGUGGCUUUCGCCGCCGCCUUCCGGCACGCCAUGGACAGGCCCGGCGGCCUCGCCACGCUCCGGGAGAUGUACGACGAGUGGCCGUUCUUCCGCGUCACCAUCGACCUCCUCGAGAUGGUGUUCGCCAAGGGCGACCCCGGCAUCGCCGCGCUCUACGACAAGCUCCUCGUCCCCGAAGACCUCUGGCCCUUCGGGGAGCAGCUCAGAGCCAACUACGCCGAGACACAGAGCCUCCUCCUAAAGGUUGCUGGGCACGAAGACCUGCUGGAGAGCGACCCGUACCUGAGGCAGCGGCUGUUGCUGCGGGACUCGUACAUCACGGCGCUGAACGUGUGCCAGGCGUACACGCUGAAGAGGAUCAGGGACGGCGAGUUCAGGCCGGCAACGCGGCCGCCGCUGUCCAAGGAGUUCAUCGACGAGACGGCGGAGAGCCUGAUGGAGCUCAACCCCAGCAGCGAGUACGACCCCGGGCUGGAGGACACGCUCAUCCUCACCAUGAAGGGAAUCGCCGCGGGCAUGCAGAACACGGGCUGAUUCUGAAUUUUUCUUCUUGGGUGGACUCUCAUGUCCUGGUCAUGGAUUUGUGACCCUCUUUUUUUUUCUGAAAAUAGUAGAAGGAUCGGUGAAAGUGGAAAUGUGCAUUGGUUUUUGCGUUU